AUGUUGGAUGCGCCUUCAAACGUCGCAUGUCCACCAGCUCUCACCGCAAAUGCAUAUUUCGUAGCACCUACUAGACGAAUUGCCCGGGUAGACUUCGAGACCGGUGAAUUCAAUAUCAGCGGCAUGAAGGAUCACAUGUUCUACCAUUCGGGGAUGCUAAGAGUGAGCCGUCCGAUGACCACAGCGGAGCUGUCUUUCCAUGGUGCGCAUCUUCUUCAGGAUUGGAUCAUGAACAACACAAGUCUCCAUGGUGUGGGAGUUCCUAAUGCAACGAUCUUUACAUCGCCCAUUGGAUUCGGUGCUACGUGGAACCUGGAGCCCGUCGGAGAAGCCGCGCGAGUCAUUGGACAGGAGGCGCGGGCUUUGGGAAUUACCCAGGUGUUCGCCCCGUCUGCAGAUUUGGCUCGAGAUCCCAGACACGGCAGGGUUGAGGAAUCUAUGUCGGAAGACCCCUACCUCGCCGGUGAAAUGCUUGCUAGUUUUGUGCAAGGUCUCUGGAAAUCCAAAGUUGCCUCCACAGUCAAACACCUGGUGGCUUUUGGCAACUCCGAACAGGGAAUCAACAUGGGCCCUGUUCAUGGAGGCGAGCGAGAAUUGCGCACCACCUACCUUCCUCCAUUCAAGAAAGCUAUUGAUGCGGAUAUCCUCCGCGGUGAGUGGGACUUUCAGUAUUGGACUACAACGGAUUAUGGAGGUCCCAAUCGGCUGUGCACUACAUUCCGAAUGUGUCAAGAUGAUCCAAUUGAUGCCUCGGCUAUCACUAUGAAAAUGCUACCAGCUGGAGGCGACACUGAAGGGGGGGAGGAUCGUUUUAGUGACGGGACACUGGAUGUUUCUCUUGUUGAUGACGCAACACGGCGAGUUCUGCGGGCAAAGUUUGAUAUGGGUCUUUUUGAGGAUCCUUUCCCAGCGUCCGCGCCGGAGGACUGGCACAAGUUGAUUCACACAGCCGAGUCAUUGCAGACAGCGGCACAGUUGGACCGAGAGUCUAUCGUUCUGUUGGAAAACAAGGACAGCAUCCUGCCUAUCCAAGAUAACAUUCGAAGCAUCGCCGUUAUCGGUCCGUUCUCAGACACGGUCAAUUACGGCGGUUAUACAAUCUCCCCACCUUGUGGGAUUACCCCUCUGGACGGCAUCCGUAAAACAGCAUCUUCAAACGUCAGAGUUGGACACGCGAAAGGCUGUGACGCCUGGAGUAACGAUGAAUCGAACAUUCCCGAAGCGGUAGACCUGGCGAAAUCAUCAGAUGUCGCCGUCGUGAUUGUGGGAACCUGGGCGAGAAACCUUUUGGACCAAGAGAAAGGACUGAAUGCUACCACCGGCGAGGCCUAUGACACAAACGAUCUUCGACUAGUCGGAGCUCAAAGAGCUCUGGUGCGCGCGAUCACUGAGACCAAUGUGCCGACCAUUGUUGUAUUCUCUUCGGGGAAGCCUAUUGCUGAGCCAUGGAUUUCGAACUCCUCUGCUGCCCUGCUUCAGCAGUUCUAUAGCUCAGAGAAAGGGGGAGAGGCACUGGCUGACGUCCUCUUUGGCCGCUAUAAUCCGAGUGGGCGGCUACCCUUGACGUUCCCACGCGACACGGGAAGCUUUCCAGUAACAUACGACUACCUUGACUCAGGUCGCGAGGCCCAAGACGCGGGCUAUAUCAAUCCUGAUGGUAGCAUUCACUUUGGGCGUAGCUAUGUGACUGGGACUCCAAUGCCAUGGUACGAGUUCGGAUACGGCCAAAGUUACUCCAACUUUGAAUAUUCGAAUGUUCAGAUCGAUAAAAAGCGUGUGAGUGCAACAGAUGACAUAAAAAUCACUGUCCAGGUCAAGAACACGAGCUCGCGUGAUGGUCAAGAAGUGGUGCAGCUCUAUGUUGUGGAUCCCAUCAGCUCUGUGGUCACCCCAAACAAGCAGCUCAAGGCCUUCAAGAAGGUCCAUGUGAAAGGAGGAGAGACUCUCACUGUGGAAUUAGAGGUCAGUGUGGGGACCUUGGGGCUCUGGGAUGUGGACAAGAGGUAUACCGUUGAACCAAGAGAGUUCAUGGCCCAUGUCGGGAGAAGUGCCGGAGAUAUUCGAGGUAACGCAUCGUUCUAUGUGUUGUAA
Molecule: messenger RNA, 2091 nt
Organism: Penicillium maclennaniae
Lineage: Eukaryota; Fungi; Ascomycota; Eurotiomycetes; Eurotiales; Aspergillaceae
Exons: 9
Coding region: 1-2091 (696 amino acids)
Biological process (GO): carbohydrate metabolic process
Molecular function (GO): hydrolase activity, hydrolyzing O-glycosyl compounds
Source: RefSeq, a predicted model, not a curated record